AUGGCGGCGCUGAAGGAGCAGGUGGAGGCCGAGAUGGCGCGCUACCGAGUGCUGCAGGACGAGGUGCAGGUGCUGGCCACGAAGCGGCAGACGUUCGCCCAGCAGGCCAACGAGAACGACAUGGUGAAGAAGGAGCUGGACCUGCUGGACGACGAGGCCAAGGUGUACAAGCUCGUGGGCCCCGUGUUGCUGAAGCAGGACGUGGACGAGGCCAAGAGCAACGUCAGCAAACGCCUCGAGUUCAUUAACAACGAGCUGGGCAAAGUGACCACGAAGAUCGAGGCCACGGAGAAGGAGGCGGUCGGGAUUCGGACCAACAUCUCGAACAUGCAGAUGGAGAUGCAGAAGCAGGCUGCAGAAGCUGCCCGGGGUGCCGUCGCGACUUAUUAG
Hyaloperonospora brassicae is the source of this 390-nucleotide messenger RNA. NCBI's taxonomy places the organism in Eukaryota, Oomycota, Peronosporomycetes, Peronosporales, Peronosporaceae. The record is from the annotation of a GenBank genome assembly.